ACUUACAGUGACAGUAAAAAAACUUAAUAGUCAAAGUGCAUAACAUAAUUUACAUUACACAAUUAAACUUUUCGAAUAUUCUAAAUAGUAAGCUGUUGCUUCAAAAUUAGUAGUCAAAUCAGUUUUAUCACAUUGGGUUUAGGUUGCUUGCUACAGCAAUCAUGUCGAAGGCAGCAGGAAGAUUAAAAACACUUAAAAAAGUGGUAGAUAAAGUCGAUCAUAGUAGUAAACUGCGAACCAACAUCCCGGCCGGCAUGGCUGUAGCUGGUCCACCUUUGGGACCUAUGCUGGGUCAACGAGGAAUCAACAUAGCAGCAUUUUGCAAAGAUUUCAAUGAGCGUACAAAAGAUUAUAAGGAAGGAAUUCCAUUGCCUUGUCGAGUGGCAGUCACUUCGGACCGUUCCUAUGAAUUAACUAUUCAUGCUCCUCCUGCAACUUUUCUACUCAAACAAGCGGCUGGCAUCCAGCGAGCAGCAAUGUGUCCGGGUAGGGAGGUUGCUGGUAAAAUCACACGAAAACAUCUUUACGAAAUUGCCCAAAUCAAAUUAAGAGACCCACCGAAUGCCCUGCUUACAUUGCAACAAAUGUGCAAUGCCCUUAUCGGAGUGGCACGUACAUGUGGAAUUGAAAUUGUGAACGAACUCGACUCCGCCGAAUAUCAGCAGUUUCUUGAAGAGCGAAAGCAAAUUGUGGAGGAGCAGCGAAGAGAAUUGCAAGAAAAAAGGGAAGCAAAAAUGCUUCGAAUGGGUUGAUUGCUUAUUCAAGUAAUAUAGAUAAAAGAAACCGUUUAAAUAGAAACUUUUAGCAGAAAUU
Messenger RNA from Malaya genurostris, 813 nucleotides. RefSeq names its product large ribosomal subunit protein uL11m (gene mRpL11). Gene Ontology annotation, biological process: translation. The transcript has a single exon. Gene Ontology annotation, molecular function: large ribosomal subunit rRNA binding; structural constituent of ribosome. The record is from RefSeq and is a predicted model, not a curated record. NCBI's taxonomy places the organism in Eukaryota, Metazoa, Arthropoda, Insecta, Diptera, Culicidae. The coding region runs from base 162 to 752 and encodes 196 amino acids. Gene Ontology annotation, cellular component: mitochondrial large ribosomal subunit; ribosome.